AUGGGUAUUACCCGUCGGGAGGUGUGUUGGCCAGAAACAUGGGCGUCGGUGGCAAAAGAUAACGGAGGUAAGGAGGCAAGGAGCAUGAGGUCAGGCUUCGUCUUCACGUUCGCGCUCCUCUGCGUGGGGAGCCUGCUGGCCAUCGUCACCUGGUACAUGUUCCAGGACGACAACACGGCGACGUCUCCGUCUCCAAGGCUUUGUGACGGCUGCAAGGAACUGAUUGACGACUUGCUGAAGCGCUACUCUCAAACCUGGAAGCAGAGCGAAGAGAAUUACCAGACGUUUACCUCCAAGCUCAGCAGCUUGUGUCGUGUCGACAAGGCCAUCAUCACGCAGGAUAACACCCCCGUGGGUACGAAGAUUUCCUUCGAUGGAGAAAAGUCCGAUACACUCCAGAUCGAACCCGAAAUUUUCAGAACGUUUAUCAAGGAGCAUCCGUUCUCCAACCAGAUGUUUAACACGUGCGCCGUGGUCGGCAACGGCGGCAUCCUGAUGGACAGUGGCUGCGGGAAAAUGAUCGACUCGGCUCAGUUUGUGAUAAGGUGCAAUCUGCCGCCUUUGAACGGCGAGUACGGGAAACACGUGGGCGUCAAGACGGACCUCGUGACGGCCAACCCGAGCAUCCUCGAAGAAAGGUACGGCUCCCUGAUGAACAAUCGGCGCGGGUUUGCGGACAGUCUUCUAAGCUACGGAAAGUCCUUCAUCCUCCUACCCGCCUUCUCCGUCGGCGACUACACACCGCUCUCCCUGCGGGUGGCCUACACCGUUGAGGACUUUGCCAGCCUGGCACGUCCCGUAUUCUUCAACCCGGACUACCUGCGCAACCUGUCCCGAUUCUGGGCAGGACACGGCCUGAAAUCGCCACGCCUUAGCACGGGCAUCAUGAUGGCCAGCAUGGCGCUGGGGGCGUGCUCCAACGUGCACCUGUACGGCUUCUGGCCAUUCGCCAACCACCCGCACAGACUCUACGCGCUCACCAAUCACUACUACGACGACAGGAAGGUCGACACCAAGUUCCACGCCAUGCCGGAAGAGUUUGACAUGCUGCUGAAGCUGCACAGUCAGGGCGUGCUGAGGCUUCACCUGGGAGACUGCCAAAGCGCCGAAAAGUAA
This is a messenger RNA of Nerophis ophidion (straightnose pipefish), 1116 nucleotides long. Its product is annotated as alpha-2,8-sialyltransferase 8F-like. The transcript has 7 exons. The record is from RefSeq and is a predicted model, not a curated record. Gene Ontology annotation, molecular function: alpha-N-acetylneuraminate alpha-2,8-sialyltransferase activity. Bases 1 to 1116 code for a protein of 371 amino acids. NCBI's taxonomy places the organism in Eukaryota, Metazoa, Chordata, Actinopteri, Syngnathiformes, Syngnathidae. Gene Ontology annotation, biological process: N-glycan processing; oligosaccharide metabolic process.